This is a messenger RNA of Odontomachus brunneus, 7739 nucleotides long. Its product is annotated as homeotic protein caudal. NCBI's taxonomy places the organism in Eukaryota, Metazoa, Arthropoda, Insecta, Hymenoptera, Formicidae. Gene Ontology annotation, biological process: anterior/posterior axis specification; embryo development; animal organ morphogenesis. Gene Ontology annotation, molecular function: DNA-binding transcription factor activity, RNA polymerase II-specific; RNA polymerase II transcription regulatory region sequence-specific DNA binding. The transcript is spliced from 4 exons. Gene Ontology annotation, cellular component: nucleus. The record is from RefSeq and is a predicted model, not a curated record. The coding region runs from base 292 to 2181 and encodes 629 amino acids.
CUGACAGUCUUCACAUUGCGAAUUCUUUCGGCAGUCAGCAUAGAGCCGUUCUAUUGCUGCCACGUCCCGUUCCGUCGGCUCGCCCAAUACGCCUCUCGUGUCACCCCGUUCGCGAAGUUCUGAAUUUCUAUUUUUGCGAAUAAGCACGGCUCGACGAUUUCGAUAAUGUUCCAAUACGUGAUUUUCUAAAGUGGCGGCCAAGUUUGCGUGGAGGAUUCUCCACGCUUAUCUGUUCCGGUGCAGAAAGUGAACCCUGUCGUGUUACAUCAGGGAUAACGAGCCGCUAGCAGCAUGUCAGAAUCGAGUACCAAUGUAAAUAUUAGCGCAUACUUCAACUCGCUGGGUGCUACGUACUAUCAGCCGCAACGAAACGUACAUCCCCAGACGCAGCACGCACCGUCGCAGCCGCUAACGUCGCAGUCGUUGACUCAGCAUCAGCAAUUCCCACAAAUACAUCAGCAAGCGAUCGCAGCGAGCAUCGACGCGUCGCACUGGCACGGCUAUCCUCAUGGGGCAUUGCACAUGAACCAUCAGCAACCUCCAACGCCUGGCUCGCAUCAGUACGUCGACCACACCGAGAUAUUCGCGUGGACGCACCAUCAUUACACGCAUCUUCCAUACCCCCCUCCUCCGCAGCCCUAUUCGCAAUUUCAACAGUACCCGCAAUCACAACACCAGGCGCAAAUGCAACAACUGCAGGCGACGGAGUGGGCCAACAAUGCUGCUACAAACGCCAACGGCGGGCCAAAUUCCCGACAAGUAACCGGCAGCAGCAGUGAAAUCAGUCACCCUAGCACCCCGUCCACCCCAUACAGCCACAAUAGUGGCGGUAAUGGAUUCAACCAGACUCCCCAUACGGCGAACAAUCUUUCCUUCACGGCUGGUAUCAGUUCGCCGACCACAUCGCAAGAUCUCACCGUACCGUCCACCAUCGGGUCGCAUCUCAACGUACCGUCAGGGUCCAUCGGUGCGGCCAACGAUUCAAACAUACCGUCCACCGUCACAAAUCGCGAUUUCCAUAAUCCAACAUCCGCAUCUGCGACUGCAUCCUCAUCUACGUCCCGUGAUCUCAGCACACCGUCCACGUCGUCGUCACAUAACACGAAUCUACAGUACGCGUCUAACAAUAUGAACCAGCAGUCCCGCGACGUGUACUCGGCGAAUGCGCGAGGCCCGAGCAGGAGCCCGUUUGGAUGGAUGAGGAGACCUUCGUAUCAGAACCAGCCAAAACCGGCGGGCAAUGAUGCCGCUGCCUCUAACGCGGGUGCUGUUUCGACGAUUAAUGACCUCUGCAGUCGUCUUGCCCUCCUCGGAAAGACGCGCACAAAAGACAAAUACAGAGUGGUCUACACGGAUUACCAGAGGCUGGAGCUCGAAAAGGAGUUCCAUUUCAAUCGUUACAUCACAAUGCGACGUAAGGCAGAGCUCGCCAAAACACUUGGAUUAACGGAACGUCAGGUGAAGAUAUGGUUCCAAAAUCGCCGAGCGAAGGAACGUAAGCUGCAAAAAAAGCGCGACGAGCAGAUGAAGGGAGAGUCACAGCAACAGACGGUGAGAACGUCCGGCAGGAUAAUCGAGGGUGCUGCGGGUGGUGGUGUCGUGGUGCACAACAACCCCGUGCCCCUGAAUAUCAAUUCGGUGCCUCUGAACAUGGGCCAUUCGCAGCACGGUCUGCACGGUCCGCUGGUGCACGCUCCCCCGGGUCUCCAUCUGCAUCUACAGAACGGGUACCCGCAUCAGACCGGACACGCGUAUCAGAACAGUUGCGUGUAUCAGAACGGCAUCACGUCGCAGGGCGAGCAGUUGUAUCAAAACGGGCUGCCGCCGUCCGACGAACCGCCGUCUCAGCAGAAUACGCACUUGUACCAGAACGGGUUGUCGCCGACUGACGGACCGUCGCCUCCGGACUCGCAGCUGUACUCGAAUGGGAUGUCGCCUCAGAACGAGCCCUCGCCGCAGGACGGACAAGCGCCGCGGAAUUCGAUGCACUCGUCACAGAACGAGCGCACUUAUCACGGCGGGCCGUCGCCCACGGCGGGAUCCUCGCAACAGAGCGUGCUGUCGCCGCACCAGGUACUUUCGCCUCAGCACAGACACUCGUCGCCUCAGAGCGUCACCUCGUAUCCGAGCGAGCACUUGCAGCACGGCAUGCACCCGCAUCAAAGUCGACACGCACAUUAGAUACGCAUAUUCCCUCGCGUCGCAAUGGAUGAGUAUGAACGAUCGUUCGCGUUUCGCGGCUCUCAUCGGCAUAUACUGGACUUGAUUUCGUUAACUUGCUCUCGUCCGCCGUAAACGAACUCGUCGGCCACGGAGCCACGAUCGUGCAACGAUCAACCAUCGAGACGGCGCGUCACCCUUAACUUCCGUUCGCCUUCUUCCUCGAUUCGCCUUUCUUCCUCUUUGCGUUCUUUCGUUGCACCUGGUGUCAACAGCCGACGGGUUCGGCACUUCUCGCGCGAGGGUCAAAGGUAAAUCUAUGAAAGAGAGUUCAAAGUUUGCCUUAAACCACAGACGCGCGCGUCGAAUGGUUGUUAUAGUCACUUAAGUUAAGUCUAGAUAUUAGGCUGCAGAGAUUACGCAACGCGUUACUCCCGCGCGCAUUGCACACACACACAUACAACGCCCUAUACCUGUACAUUUCAAACAACAUAGCGUAUCGUUCUGUAUGAUAUUUCUUUCUUUUUAAGUUUAGCUGCGAAACUGAUCGUUGGAGCUAAUAACAAUGCUGUACGGUGCGUUAUUUAAAAGAACUUAACUUAUGUCUUUAUUUUUUAUUUCUAUUUUUACCUUUAACUUAUAUAAUUUAUGUCAAUGUUGACUAGCGUUUAACUUAGGAGACGUAGUACGGUAAUCCUCUAAGAUUCUAAGAGUCGUAGUCCUUAGACGACCAUUAAUUACCUCGUCUCGAUGUCUUAUGGACUUUGUAUUACUUGAAAGAGAAGCAGAAUCAACUAAUCGAGUCCAUUGUCAAUACCUGUAGUGUCAAAUGUAAAAUAACUGUCGAGCCAGUUCAGCCACGAUCGUACGUCGUGAUCACGAAAUUGCACGGGACGAAAGCGAUCGUAUUAGAUAGCGCGACAAUGUAUGUUGAUAACGCCAGUCGAUCUUUGUGCUCCGAAGAAAGCACAAACAAAAAAGGAUGAAGUCCAGAUUGUGCCUUAAACCACAGACGGGAGCAUCGAAUGUGGUUGUUACAGCAGCUUAGUUAAAUUUAGACGUUAAAUUGUUGAAACGAGCGUCUCUUCCGCGCGAAUUCUGGGAUAUUUGCGUGUUCCAAGGGGCACCGUAGCAGAUUAUAUUGCACAAUAUUUUCUGAAAUUUUAUAGUAUAAGUGAAGUGCAUUUGAAAAUGUACACACACACAUACACACACACUCACGCGUAGAAUGUCGCGUGCAAAUUUUCACUUAGCGAAUAGUCCGAGCACGACAGGUAUUUGAACGCAUCUCUAAAGGCCGAUUCAAACUAUACAGGCAUACUCUGUAACAUAAAUACCCGUAAGAAUGUCUAGAAAAUAUAAACCAUUACACUUUUUGUUGCGAGACGAGGUGAGGCGAGACACUUAAGUAUCCGCUUAAUCUAAAUGGGCACUUAAAAAAGGAAAGUAGAUCAUGUAUACUCAUUUUGUACAUUGUCUUUAAGACACACAAUAUCGUUCGCAUGUUUAUAUUUAAAUCGAUGAUUUGAAACUCGUGAACCUUCUUUCAUAAAAACAGGACAGGUAAGGGAAAACGUCCAGUAGUCAGCACUCUGUUCUGUUUUCUGCACCGCUUUCGACACUCUCGCGCAAAAUAUUACAAAAUAUUAAAAUGUAUGGAAAUUAAAUAAUAGAUAACAAUUGAUAAGCAACUGAUAAAUCCCCAUAUAUCUUAAUAUUUAUUCAAAUCCGCGCGAGAAUGGUGAAAACUGACGAACGCCGCAACGAGUGUCGAUUACUGCACGCUUUCUCCUAAUAUUAUAGAACUGUACGGAAUCUUAUCUUUCAGUGUAAUUCAGUUAUUCCUUAGGUUCGAAUUGUGUCUUCUGGGGAAAACGAAAUAAUUGGGAAAUCUCUCCGAAUAAUUUCAUAAUACCUACUCAGUGAAAAUACUAUUCGAUAUAUACUAUAUCGAACAUAAUGAUUGCAUGGGAAAAAGAUUUGUUGGCAUAUCAUAUUUUGUUCUUUAUUGUAUGUGAACAUUUUAAGGAAUUUUUUUAUAUAGAAAUGAUAUAGAAUGAUAUAGAAUUAUAUCGAAUUAUAUAGAAUGAUAUGGACAUUUUGCCACAAAUUUGCAAAAAGAUGUUUUUACUGGAUGAACAAUUGAAUUUGAUUAAUUCUACACAAAAUCUAUUAAUCCGUGUCUUGAAGACGUAAAUUCCCUCGCGCGCGCGCGCGCGCAAAUAUCCUACACAUGCAUAUGAUUUCAAAAUGAACGGCACGAGAAACAAGAAUUAGGAAAUAUUUUGAAAAUCAUGUCUACGCGCACGAGCGUAUCAAAUUUAUAAUGUCGAACUAAUAUCUCAUCAGUAAUUGUAUGAGACGAGUUUUGCACUGUUUGUCGAUUUGUUCCGACACAGCGAAUGAAUUUAUUUCUACGAACAAAUUUAUUCAACAAGGUUUUUGUUAUUCUCCUAAAAAACCAUUUAUUUUGUUAUGAUAUAUUUGUUAUAUAUGUGUUGUUAAUAUUAUAUUAUAUAUGUUUAAUGUCGAAAAAUUUUAACGCGGAAACAGGCAAUGUUUUUGCUUUAACAGCAAAUAAAUGUAUUACCGCUAUAACACAAAUUUACACAAGGACAGAAUUGCUUUAAUCCACCGUUAAAAGAGAAUUCCGUUGUAAUACCGAGUAAUUCGGCAAAUUAGUUUAACCAGCGAUAUUUUCGUUGUCGUCACCGCAGGAUGCAGCAGCGACGACUAUUUCACCGCAGAGGCGAAAUUCUUCAUCCUCCGCGGCGCGUAAAGCAAGGAUGCGCGUACGGCAAAAGGAUUCCAGAUACAUACACAGGGCGGACGUUUUAUUACAGUUUUCAUCCGCAGAUUAGCCCCUUUGGAACCAUCGAUACCCGAUUCAGGCGCUUUUAUAGCCCCCUCAUAAAAGUAUCUAUUUGGUGUUUUCGACUGGGCCGACUGGCCCGCAGCAAGUCGAACAAAAAGGCAUCUUCCGCGUAUACCUAGGAAUUUCGAGGUAUAUACGUAAAGCGAUGUUACGUCUCGGGCUCCAAUUACGCACGGAUUGCCGACCGGGAGUCGUCCUUUCAGGAUCCGAAUCGGUCCGUGCCGCUUCCCCGGUUUUUCUUACCGUUAUCCUGGACGCGCUCUCGCUCUUCCCACAUGCGUCGCGCGCCGCGUAUCGGGACGCUCUCCGCGGCAGCCUUUUGUAGUUUCGUCACGUUUGAAAAAAUAUGGCAAGAAGAUCUCUAUCUUUAUACCGUCUUCGUUGCGACACCACAAUGGUGGAUAGACCAUAAAAUGAAGAAAGAAUUUAUAUAUUUUUCACGUAAAAAAAACAUAUUUUUCAACUCUGUUAUAUUCAAUUGAUCGUUUCUUGCGCGACAGUGCUGAAACUCAUAUGAGUGCUGAAACUCAUACUUGACGGCAUAUAAUUAAACGCGAUUAUAAUUUUCUUGAUGCACUUCUCCUCAUCGAAACAAAUAUAAUUAAUGACGUAUUGAUGUAUUGACGUCUUUAUCAAAAGGUGACCAGAUUUCCCAACCUCAGAUCUUGGACUCUUCGUAAAUAUGUCGAACGGGGAAGAGUAGGAGAUAAAAGAAUCACUGAAAAUAUAUAUACAGGAUGUAAGGCUAAAGAUGUUACAUACUGUUAUGUUGACAAUUAAAAAAUUAAAGUAUCCUUAAAUUUACCCCAACGACACCAAUCUAGGAAAAGGCUAACUUCAUCAAUUUUUGAUUACCAAACAAUUGAUUGAAAACAAAAAUUUCAUAUUUCGCUUGGUUUUAGAAAUAAUAGCCUGUCACAGCUUUAUACACAACACACGCAAUAUUUUAUUUAUAGACAUAUAAAAAAUAAUUUAACAGUGAACAACAAUGAACACCUACUACAAUAGAAGUAAAAACUAUUAUUAAGACAAAAGUGUUUUUAUUCUUAUUUAAAAUUAAAAAGAAUAAGUAAAAGUAUUUACCGCUGUGAAUUUUUUUAAGAAGAUUUCGCUUUGUAAGAAAGAGUACCUUAAGAAUCUUAUUGAUUGGGAUAAACCGAGAUAGUUUGGCCAAAUAUGGGACAAAUCGGCGCCGCGGAUAGCAUCCGAAAGAAUGCGGGACAAAGGAUAAAAAAACCGGGACUUUCCCGGGAAAAACGGGACGUCUGGUCAUCUUAAUAAAACGCGUCUACGUUGCAAAAGACGAGAUUCAUAUUCGUUUUUAUUUAUUGGCCUGUGUUUUAUAAACGAGCGGCGAUCGCGCCUUUGUCGGCGGAAGAUGUGGUGGAAUCAAUUUGAUUUGUAUGCGCGCCUUUUAACUGUAAACCAGAAAUAUAUUUGCAGCCGUCGAUACCCUACCUAUAAUGCAUAAAACAUGUAACACGCUGGAUUUCCAUUAACCCUAGAAUACCAGGAUCGAAUGUGUAAAUGCAUAAAAAUGCAUAAAGUGAAGAAGCUCCUGCCAAGAUCCUUAUUGCGCAAUGUUGCGAGAUACGACGUGCCGUUUCGGCGUAAAUGUUUACAUAUUUAUAACAUGUAUGUUUGUCUAGACGCGUGUGCGAAUAGAUUCCCGUCGCGCGAUAACCUUUUUUUUGUUUCUUAUUUUUUUGUUUUUCGAGAGACGCGGUCUUUGACAAAUAAAUCCGCGCGCUGCGAAUAGCAGUGAAGACACACACGACGCGGCGGCGGUGUGCAAUUAAAUUUCGAUGCCGUCAUUUUUUCAUGUCAUCGGCUACGUCUCUGUUGGAGACUACGAUGCGACUGCAAUGGCGGGCCAUUGUGCGCAUCGAACCCUCGUACAAUCAGCGGCGCAGCUAUAACUGGAGCAUAGAUAUCUCGUUAUGCAGCGGGCCCAUUAAUUUCUCCACGGCGCCCAUUUCUCAUGCCGUCGCGCGCAAUCGUCGGAUUCACUCGAGACCGCAUGUUUCAUUCGCGUUCUGUUUGUUAACGGGACUAUUUCGGCAGGGACGAAAUGAAACGUCAGCCUCGUGGACAAACACACAGCCGCGAUACAAAUAUUAUUUCAAAAAUAGAAGCUGACUUGCAUUAUUUUUAUAUAUUAUUUAAAAUCUCUUAGAAGAGAACGAUUGCGAUAAUGCUACACUGAGAAAAGGAAGUGAUGGAAUCGAUGGGGCGAACGGAAUUUGUAUGAGUAAACGUUUAAUUGAUUGAAUUAAUUGUAUAGUUGCUACGAUGAGUUAUCAAUUGACUCAAUAAUGACAAUUUAGUUAGCAACUAUGCCAAUAUAAGGUUGCGCUAACGCGAAAUUUGUUCAAUUAAUACAAUAUUACGAAUUUAUUAUUAUUAUGAUUAUUAUUAUUACUAUAAUAAUAUCAAUAAUAAUAAUUGAAGAAACAAUAAUAAUUAUUAAUAUUACUUUUCUUAACGAGAAAAUGACAGCAUCGAUUUAAUCUAUUACUUUUUCCUCUCAGUGCAGUAAAUUCGAGUUGAAGAGCAUUUUAAGAAUGUAUUGCUUAUAUUGCUUAUAUAAUCCCUGCAAAAAGUAACUGAAUAUUAGAAAUACUCUAAUAUCGUUACUUUCUGUAUAAAAACGUAUAAUAUGUACGAUACGAUUGAAUAACAACAUAUUUUUACUUUGACAUUA